Molecule: messenger RNA, 1737 nt
Organism: Paramecium octaurelia
Lineage: Eukaryota; Ciliophora; Oligohymenophorea; Peniculida; Parameciidae
Source: the annotation of a GenBank genome assembly
UAUGUAUAUUAGGAUAAAUUCAGAAAUUCAAAUUGGAGGAACCUAAUCAAGUAUGUAUCUUGUUUGACAAUAAUUAAUAGGCACCUUGUUUCAAUUUAUUGAUCUGUCAGUUUCAGAAUGCUAAAAUAAUUCGACUAAUCAAUGGAAACCUAUUUGUCGUGAAUAAGAUUAACACACAUUCAAAAUUAAAUUACUCACAGUCAAUUAAGUAAAACAACACACAUAUGAAUAGAUUAUAAACCCUUAUAAGUCCAAAGAAUCUUAUGUUCAACCGUUCAUAGAUGAUUCAUUUUCUUUUUCAUUCAACAUCAAUUUAACUAAAUCUAUUAAUGCUUUCAUUACUAAAUUUGAUUUUCUUAAUGACGAAAGUUUACUUCCUAUAAGGUAAGUUGAACUUACUAUUAAAUUUAGUAUGAUUGAAGAAAAGUCUUUUUAUGUAUUGGACCCAACUGAUGUAUAAUAAGAUUACACUGAGAGAAUAGAUGACUCUUUUGUUAAAUUAUUAUUUCGCAAAAAGCCAUUCAAAACUAGAUUUUAGAGACAAUAUCAAAAAAUAGAUGAGUUACUUUCCAAUAUAGGAGGUAUUCUAUAAAUAUUCUCCUUUUUUAUUGGACUAUUAGUGACUAUAUAUAAUAGAAUUAACUGUAUUUUUUAUUUGACUUUAGAUAUGGUCGAAUUGGGAAAUAAACUAUAUGAUUUUAGCAUUGAUGAUUCAGACCAAAAGAAAAUAUAUCAUGACAAUCUAUAAAUUCUUGUUGAAACUUAAACUAGUGGCCUUAAUGCCCAGGAUUCCUAAAUAUACCAAAAAAUGUAAUAGGCAAUUAUCGCAGAUAAUGAAAUUAGAAUAACUGACAGUUAGACAUAACCACUUAAAUAAGACUAAAGUAAAUAAUUAUAAUAUCCUUAGGAUUAUCAACUAAAUUAUGUUGCUCAUCUGGAUUAGAUUACUUUUAAACUUAAUUACAAAAAAUGUUUUAGAAAAAGAAACCCAUAAAUUUAGACUUUCAAAUAUUUUUUAAUUUUAUUUCUUGUGGCAUGUUAUUUAGUAAGAUUCCAAAGGUUUAAUUAAUGAAUAAAGCAUAGUAAUUUGAUUUAUUAAUUCUAAGUGAUUAAAUCAUUCAGCAAUCAGACAUAUACUCAUUGUUGACUAGGUUGAAUGAAAUUGAUAAAUUGAAAGAAGUAUUAUUAUCACCCAAGUAAUUGGUCAUGUUUAAUUUUACCCCAAAACCUUUAAUUACUUUAGAAGAGGAAGAUCUUAAAAUCAAUAGAAACAUGGUGGAAAACUAACUCAAAACUCCGUAAGAUAAGUAUUAAUGUGUUUUUAUCGUAUCAAGUAAAGAAGAGAUGUUAGUUUAUACAAGAAUGAUGAUGAAAUAAAAAAGAUAAAAUAAAAUUGGAAUGAAUCAUGAAUCAAUUAGAAAAAAGAAAAGAUCUAGUUUUAUUCCAUAGCCUCUUAAUAAUUAUGUGUAUUAAUAAAUCUAUAAUGUAAAAUUGGAAACUACAAUUUAGGCAUAUGAAGAGAUUGUCAAAAGGAAACCUGGAUCAUCUUCGGAAACUCUGAAUUCGCAACUUAUUUCAAUGUUAGGAGCUGAAUUAGAAUUAAUUUAUUAAGUCUGUCAAAAAAUCGAUUAGGAUGUAAGACCAUUUGCUAAAUACCAUCAAAAAUUAAAAUCGUCCCUUUCUUAGAAAAGGAGUUUAAUUAAACAAGAUCUUGAAAAAUAAAAUGAUAGCCCUUGA